AUGUCAAGUUCACAAGCAAAAGUAUAUGUAUCAAAAUUUAGCAACAAUACAUCCUAAAAAGACUUAGAAAGUUUAUUUUCAAAAUAUGGAGACUUAUAUGACUGCUAAGUAAAUGACCGAGAAGGUUAUGCGACUGUGACUUAUAAAAAUCCCGAAUAAGCCGAAAAAGCAUCACAAAAAUUGAAUGGAGCAGAAGUAUUAGGAGGUAUAUUAUAAGUUGAUUACAAAAGAUCAAAAAAUGAUUCUUAAAAAUAUGAUAGAGAUGAUAAAUAUAGAGAUUCGCAUAGAUCUAAUAGGUAUGGGGAUAGAGAUUAUGAUAGGGACAGAUAUAGAGAUGAUAGAGAUAAUUAUUAGAGAAGAGGUGGAUUAUCUUCUAGAUUUGAUAAAGAAAAAUAUAUGAAAAAUGGACUUUGUUUCACUUGUGGGGAAAAAGGACAUAUUUCUAGAGAUUGUCCUGAUGCUAAAUAUUCAAAUUAUAGGGGAAGAUCAUCAUAUGAUAGAAAUAGAAGAGGUGGAUAUUAUAGAGGAAGAAGUAGAAGUUAUGAAAAAAAUCGUGGAAGACAUUCAAGAAGUAGAAGAAGAGACAGUAGAAGUGAAAGUAGUAGGGAUGAAAGAAAAAAAAAUAAAAGAAAUAAAAGAAGUUAAAGUUCAUCAGAUUCUAGAAGUUCAUCAAGAAAAAGAGAUAAUUCAGAAAAAAGAAGAAAAAGCUCAAGUUCAUCUUCUAAAUCAUCAAACAGUUCUAGAACUGGUUCAAAUUCAAAAUCCGGAUCUCAUUCAGUAUCAAAGAGUAUAUCUAAGAGUGGAUCUAAAAGUAAAGAUUAAAAUGUAGAUAAGAAAUAAAAUGAUUAAAAAUUAGCUUCACCUUUACAUUGA
Molecule: messenger RNA, 873 nt
Organism: Ichthyophthirius multifiliis
Lineage: Eukaryota; Ciliophora; Oligohymenophorea; Hymenostomatida
Product: RNA binding protein, putative
Exons: 2
Molecular function (GO): zinc ion binding; RNA binding
Source: RefSeq, a predicted model, not a curated record